This is a messenger RNA of Bipolaris oryzae ATCC 44560, 2559 nucleotides long. RefSeq lists its product as uncharacterized. The record is from RefSeq and is a predicted model, not a curated record. Bases 1 to 2559 code for a protein of 852 amino acids. Gene Ontology annotation, cellular component: membrane. NCBI's taxonomy places the organism in Eukaryota, Fungi, Ascomycota, Dothideomycetes, Pleosporales, Pleosporaceae. Gene Ontology annotation, biological process: proton transmembrane transport. The transcript has 5 exons. Gene Ontology annotation, molecular function: antiporter activity.
AUGAAUCCCGUACACUUUGAUGCAGCUCAUCCCAUCAUCUUGUUCAUUGUCCAGGCCGGUAUCAUCAUCAUUAUGUGCCAUCUAAUCAAUUACCCACUCUCCAAAAUCCGACAACCACGCGUCAUUGCCGAAAUUAUUGGUGGCAUCGUCCUUGGUCCCUCAGUCAUGGGCCGCAUUCCCGGCUUCCAGGAGUCCAUUUUCCCAAAAGAAUCCAUGGUCAACCUGAAUCUAGCUGCCAAUCUCGGUCUAACCUUGUUUCUCUUCAUCAUUGGACUUGAAGUUGACCUCAGGCAUUUACUCAGUAACUGGAAACCUGCGCUCAGUGUUGGUUUAGCAAGUAUGGCCAUACCAUUUGGAAUGGGAGCUGCUAUUGCCGUCGGAUUGUACAAUGAGUUCAAGGGAGACCCGAACACUGUGGAAAUUGACUUUUCAAUCUACAUGCUGUUUAUUGGUGUCGCCAUGGCGAUUACUGCCUUCCCCGUGCUUUGCCGUAUUCUGACUGAACUGAAAUUGCUCAUGACGCCAGUUGGUAUCAUCGUUUUGUCAGCCGGUGUCGGCAACGACGUUGUUGGAUGGAUUCUACUCGCUCUCUGCGUUGCACUCGUCAAUGCCGGUUCAGGACUAACAGCCCUCUGGGUUCUGCUCACGUGUGCGGGAUACAUGCUUUUCCUCGUCUACGCUAUUCGACCAGCCUUCGUCUACGUCCUGCGUCGAUCUCGCGCGCUUCAAGAUGGGCCUAGUCAAGGAAUUAUCAGUCUUACUCUCCUCAUCGCCCUUGGAUCGGCCUUCUUCACCGGUAUCAUUGGUGUCCAUCCCAUUUUCGGAGCUUUCAUGGCUGGUUUGAUUUGCCCUCACGAAGGUGGUUUUGCUAUCAAGGUCGCCGAAAAGAUUGAAGAUUUGAUUGGUGCAUUGUUCCUGCCCCUGUACUUCACGCUCUCCGGACUGAACACAAAUAUUGGUCUCUUGAAUUCCGGUAUUGUGUGGGCUUAUGUUAUUGGAGUCGUGGCCGUCGCGUUCUUUUCCAAGUUCAUUAGCGCUACGCUUGCGGCAAGGGGUAGCAAGAUGUUGUGGCGAGAGUGUUUUGCUGUGGGCUCCUUGAUGAGUUGCAAGGGUCUCGUCGAACUCAUCGUCUUGAACAUUGGCCUUAACGCCAAGAUUCUCAGCACUCGAACCUUUACCAUCUUCGUCGUCAUGGCGCUCGUUACCACCUUUGCCUCGUCUCCAUUGGCAAUGCUGUUUUAUCCUCCAUGGUACCAGAAGAAGGUCGAAGCAUGGCGUCGGGGUGAAAUCGACUGGGACACUGGUAAGCCCAUCGAUUCUGAAGGCAGCAGCGACAUUGUGGAAUACGAGAAGAUGGCUGCGGAGAAGAUUGAAAAAUUGACCGUCUACCUCCGCCUGGACAGUAUGCCCAAUCUCCUGGCCUUUACCUCCCUGUUUGGCGGAAACGAUAUUCCAGCACCAAAGACACAUCCAUCAAAAGACACGAGCACUAGCACUAGCACCAGCCUAGGCAAGGAGAUCGGUGAGACGAGCCUAACAGAAGUGACACUACCGAACCGUCCCGUUGAAGCCUACGGUCUACGCCUUCUCAGCCUGACUGAUCGUGGCUCGUCCGUCAUGCAAGUCUCCGAAUUGGAAUCCUACACCGCUUACGAUCCGGUCGUCAACACAUUCCGCACCUUUGGACGCCUUCACAACCUCGCAGUCAGUGGUGAGGUACUCGUUGUGCCAGAAUCGUCAUUUGCCGAAACACUAGCAACACGUGCCUCGGACUCGCAAUUCCUUAUCAUGCCAUGGAGUGAGACGGGCGGUAUGUCUGAACAGGCCAUUAUCGAAGACAAGGGCACAAAGAACAAACUCGAGGCAUCCAGUUACAACGAUUUUGUACACGAGACACUGGAGAACGCAAGUAUCCCCGUUGCCGUGCUCAUCAACAAGAACUUUGGCGGCAGCAAGAACAAGGAGCACAAGCAGCAACGGCUCAGACUCAACCGUACAAUCAGCAGCGUCAGCCUGGGCAGUGCAAGGGAGAAGACUGUGACAGCCCCCAUUACUGACAAGAGCCACCACGUGUUUUUCCCCUUCUUUGGCGGCAACGACGACAAGACUGCUUUACGCUUGGUGUUGCAGCUAGCCCGGAACCCGCAAGUCACUGCUACCGUUGUUCACUUUGAUCUCUCAGACUCAACCUGGGCAGCGCUAUCUACCAACAUCACUCCUCCAUCACGCGAGCAGGACGCCGCCUUCUUCGCUUCGCUCCGCGCCUCGCUUCCCGCUGACCUAGCCAACCGCGUUGUUUUCGAGACCGUCACCUCAACUGCCCCUGUUAACGACGUUAUUGCCCGCGCGAGUAUCGAGAUUAACCAGUCGCCAAGGAAUGCUGGAGACUUGAUUGUCCUGGGUCGCAACGUAUCGCUCAACGGAGCACUAGACCGCUUAGGCAACCCGGAUGAGAUCCGAAGUAGCACUGGCGCAGCACAGACAUUGGGUGUGUUGGCUGAACGGGUAUGGGAAGGCAAGCUUGGAGCCAGCGUUUUGGUUAUCAAGGCAGGAAUGUAA